Messenger RNA from Paramecium sonneborni, 525 nucleotides. The record is from the annotation of a GenBank genome assembly. Lineage: Eukaryota; Ciliophora; Oligohymenophorea; Peniculida; Parameciidae.
AGCUAAAUGAUUUGUAUAUGUAGAACAACUUACACAUGGACGAAGACAUGAAAUAAUUUAUAGUAAUCGACUGUUUAAUAUCCUGGUUAGCAAUUACACCUAGAAUCAUUCUAGAUAAAUCCAGUUGUGCAAAUCUUGCAAGUUCCAUUGCCAUUAUUGCAUGUUUAACCUUGGCUUGGCUCAUUAUUAAUUAUCCUAAAUUCAACAAACUAUAGAGAGAUUUCGUUAUCAUUCUAACUUCUUUUUGAUAAUUUGAGGAUAGAUUUUAGUUUUAUUAUUUAUUUAGAUAUCAUGCAGUAUCAUUUUAUAAAACAAAAGAAAUUAGUAAUAAUUUAAUUAUGUAAUUAACUUGUUCUCUAAAAUAUAGAAUCUUUUAUAUUACAAUUAUUAGCUCUAUAAUAAUCGGUGCUUAGAAAAUCUGAUCAAACUAUGUUUAAAAACCACAAUUAUAACUAAUAAUUGAUAUGGUUGCAUAAAUUAUUUGAUUUAUUUGAAAAGUGAAAAAAAAAAUUUCAUAAUCAUUUG